This is a messenger RNA of Dermacentor andersoni, 342 nucleotides long. The record is from RefSeq and is a predicted model, not a curated record. Lineage: Eukaryota; Metazoa; Arthropoda; Arachnida; Ixodida; Ixodidae.
AUCUGCUGCUUCGUUCAACCAUGAUCCGUGCCUGCAUCCUCCUGGCCCUGGCCACCUGUGCCUUUGCCGUCUACUCCGGCUAUCCAUACGGCUACUCUGGCGCAUUUCCUGCCAGCUACGGAACUUACAGCUCCCCACUUGGAUCUCUGUCCUCAUAUGGCUACGGACUCGGCCAUGGUGCGCCAGCUUAUGGCUACGGGCUUGGAAGCUAUGGCCUGAGCUACGGGCAAGGUCUUGGUGGUCUCGGUUAUACCACUCUAGGGCACAAGAAGUAAAUUCAUCCAAGAAAUCUCGGCAAACGCCAUCUCAAGCCAUGGCUGACUGAAGCUCUUGAAAUAAACC